GGAAGUUUCGCCAUGUCUCCACGUCCGAUAAACCAGAAGAAGAUAGUGAAGAAGAGGGUGAAGAAGUUCAUCCGUCACCAGUCUGACCGAUAUAAGAAACUCGCGCCAAACUGGAGGAAACCAAAGGGUAUUGACAGCAGAGUAAGACGUCGAUUCAAGGGUCAAUAUCUUAUGCCCAGCAUUGGAUAUGGAAGUGAAAAGAAGACAAGACAUUGUAUGAGAGACCACCAUGGAUUCCGUAAACUUCUUGUCCACAAUGUUAGGGAUUUAGAGGUCCUUAUGAUGUCCAACCGAAAAUUCGCGGCUGAGAUUGCACACGCCGUGUCCAGUCGCAAGCGUAAAGUGAUUGUACAACGUGCCGGUGAACUAAACAUCCAUGUUACCAAUCCUAAUGCAAGGUUGAGAAGCGAAGAGAAUGAAUAAAAAACAAGCGGUUUC
Messenger RNA from Ciona intestinalis (vase tunicate), 438 nucleotides. Lineage: Eukaryota; Metazoa; Chordata; Ascidiacea; Phlebobranchia; Cionidae. The record is from RefSeq.